AUGGCGGCUGCGACUCGCGGCUGCCGGCCCUGGGGCUCGCUCCUCGGGUUGCUAGGGCUGGUCUCGGCCGCGGCCGCCGCCUGGGACCUGACUUCGCUGCAUUGCCACUUCGGCACCUUCUGCGAAUGUGACUUCCAGCCCGACUUUCAGGAAAGAUCUUAAGAGCUGGGUCCAGGGAAACCUCACAGCCUGCAGCCGCUCCCUCUUCCUCUUUGA
Odobenus rosmarus divergens (Pacific walrus) is the source of this 216-nucleotide messenger RNA. Its product is annotated as torsin family 2, member A. The record is from RefSeq and is a predicted model, not a curated record. The transcript has 2 exons. Lineage: Eukaryota; Metazoa; Chordata; Mammalia; Carnivora; Odobenidae.